Pisolithus orientalis is the source of this 412-nucleotide messenger RNA. RefSeq names its product hydrophobin-3 precursor. NCBI's taxonomy places the organism in Eukaryota, Fungi, Basidiomycota, Agaricomycetes, Boletales, Pisolithaceae. Bases 80 to 412 code for a protein of 110 amino acids. The transcript is spliced from 3 exons. Gene Ontology annotation, molecular function: structural constituent of cell wall. Gene Ontology annotation, cellular component: fungal-type cell wall. The record is from RefSeq and is a predicted model, not a curated record.
CAUCGACUGCUUGUCUUUUCUCACUGUCAACCACACUCGCUUUACCAGCUUUUCAACCACACUCUUUACAAGUCUCAACAUGUUCUCCCGUGUCUUCGCCAUUGCUUCCCUCGCUGCUCUCGCCGUCGCCGGCCCCCUCGUCGCACGCGACAGCAGCCAGUGCAACACGGGUCCCAUCCAGUGCUGCCAACAGGUCCAACAGGCAUCCGACUUCGACUCCAUCUUCCAAGAACUUGGUAUCGCUAACGUCUUCGCCGGUAUCACCGGCCAGAUUGGUACCUCAUGUACCCCUAUCACCGUGGUUGGUACUGGCAGCGGUGCUCAAUGCAAUGCCCAGACCGUUUGCUGCAGCGGCAACCAAUGGGGCGGCCUCGUCAACGUUGGCUGCAUGCCCAUCAACGUCAACGCCUAA